AUGGGGUUCAAUGGUCUACAAAUUAGAGAUUAUGAUUCUACGGCACAUAUGCCGGAGCGUGUCGAGAAACUCAGUGGUGGCCAAGUCAGUCGCGGACCAGCUGAACACCUUUUCUCAAAGGCAGAAUUAGUUACAAUGGCACUAAAUGGGAAAUCAUUCUAUGAUGAGGCCGACAAUGAGAGAAUCAAGACAGAUAUUGAAAGACAAGAAGUAUCGCAAUACUAUUGGAAGAGGGCGAAGAGGGCGAAGAGGGCGAAGAGGGCGAAGAGGGCGAAGAGGGCGAAGAGGGCGAAGAGAGCGAAGAGGGCGAAGAGAGCGAAGAGGGCGAAGAGAGCGAAGAGGGCGAAAUUGGCAAUGAGAAACAUGGGAAGGGGUGCUGUGCAGGUUGAAGUUAAUUUACUCCGCCCCAAACUUCAUGCACAAGCAAUCAAAAGUUCCGUCCAUUUGCCAUCCGAUGGGGUGAUAGCUCAGUUGGGAGUAGCGUACGACUGA
Molecule: messenger RNA, 492 nt
Organism: Histoplasma mississippiense
Lineage: Eukaryota; Fungi; Ascomycota; Eurotiomycetes; Onygenales; Ajellomycetaceae
Exons: 4
Coding region: 1-492 (163 amino acids)
Source: RefSeq, a predicted model, not a curated record